Diaporthe batatas is the source of this 3807-nucleotide messenger RNA. RefSeq lists its product as uncharacterized. NCBI's taxonomy places the organism in Eukaryota, Fungi, Ascomycota, Sordariomycetes, Diaporthales, Diaporthaceae. Bases 635 to 3619 code for a protein of 994 amino acids. Gene Ontology annotation, biological process: peptidyl-serine phosphorylation; peptidyl-threonine phosphorylation. The transcript is spliced from 7 exons. The record is from RefSeq and is a predicted model, not a curated record. Gene Ontology annotation, molecular function: ATP binding; protein serine/threonine kinase activity.
GAUUUGCAAUGGAGCAGUUCCUCUACCGCCCCUUUCACGUCACACACACCCUCCCACAGGUCCUUGACAUUUCGCCUCAGCUUCACCGCCCUUUUCGCGGACGCCAGCUUAAGUUCUUACUAGGCACUGAUGGAUAGUGACAGAAUUAAUUGGCAGUUCACAUGGCUUUAUAGUAAUAAACUCCUGCGACAGUGGUGUCCCAGACUCAGAUUUCCAGUUCCGGUGGCCUGCAUGUCUCGCCUAGGUCUAGACCACCAGUUUGCUACAUCCAUAAUACUGGUGUCUCCCGUCCUUGUGCGCUGCAAUAGGCGCUGACCUGCUCCCAGCCCGCGCUCAGCCGCUGCAAAGGAACCAACCACGGCCUCCAGCUGCUUGUGUCUUGCAGCAGAGCGGGGGACCCAAUAUUUGGCGCCAUGCGCCGCGGAAUAUCGCAAUUAAUUCAAUAAUUUUGCACCCGCGUGGCAUUUCUUGUCUUUUCAACGACCAAGGAGCAUACCCGCGUCAACGCUUUCAUCCCAAUGGCAGGGUGGCAAGCCUACGAAAUCUCACAAGCGCUCUCUAGAAAGUAACGUCGGUCGGUAACUCCGUCCAACUCUUGUCUAUAAACCCCUUUCUGCCGGCAACCGAGGACACCAUGUCUUCGGAUUAUGAGAAGGCUGUGUCGGCUCCAGAAUCCGCCUCCACCCCGCAGCCGACACUGCAGGCAUUCCGAGACCACCUCAGAGGAAUUGUUCGGAGGAAUUGGGAAGGACGAACAUUCUAUAACCCAGAAGAUAUCAAGAGAUGGAUGGGACUCCGAUCUGCAACUACCGGAGGGCAGUCCAGGUCAAAUCUCGCAAAACUACUGGACGAAGUCCAAACUGAAGGAAAUUUGUUCCGUCGUGCGAGGGAGGACGAGCUAACGAACCUUCCAAUAUUGUUCGCAAUACUUCUUGAUGACAGGAUAAAACACGGUCACCUGAUUCAUUGCUUCAAGAAACAUAUAGCCGACGACUCCCGGUUGAUGUUCGACGAGCAUUUUGACAGACUUCGCGACAUUUUGAUGGAAGAGAAGGAGAUGAAGGUCCCGGUCAAAACACUGCUUGAAGACUUCAAGAAGGUCCGCCCAGAAUAUUGCCCAAUGAUAAUCGGCAUCUUCAAAGACGUACACUUGAUUGAUGGUGCUAUCUUGCCGUUCUGUAAGAGGGUCCCUAUCAACAAGAAAGGAGGAACUGCGAAUGUCGAACAAUAUAUGGUCCAGGAAGAUCUCGUUGCGGAAAAACUUCGCGUCGAACUUGAAGGCUCUCGAAAAAGGGUUGACGGCUUCGGAGAGUGUUACAGCAUCGCUGUCAAGUCUUAUAACCCCACGGAAACCGAUGCCUAUCGGCUUGAAGUCGACGCAUUCGAGGCUCUUAGCGAAAUUCCCGGUGUGAUCAAAUUUCUCGGCGAAUAUAACAGGCGCCGCACGUUCAGAGGUUCCCCAUCACUUGCUCAUCACAUUAUCCUCGAAUUUGGUGAACACGAUCUGGACGAGUUCUUGGCGGAUAAUUUCCCACCUAUUUUAUACACGGAAAUCAAAGGGUUCUGGAACAGCCUCUUCAAAGUGGCUGACACGUUGGAGCGACUCCAUGAGUCGCAAUACGAUGAAAGAACACUUUCCGGAUGGCAUGGCGACAUCAAGCCUGAUAACAUACUCCGAGUGAACGGCGAAUUCAAACUUGCUGAUUUCGGCUUUACCCAAUUCAAGGUUCGCAGUGAUCGCGAUCCUGACCCGAAAACUCAUCUCGACGGCUUGACAAAAUCAUUUGGUGCCCCAGAGAUCCGUACGACCGGCCAGGGUGAUGGAUACACUCAGAAGAUUGAUACUUGGUCUUUCGGCUGUGUGUUGUCAUCUGUCGCCACCUGGGUCAUUUUGGGACAGCAGGCGUAUGACCACUAUCCGGAGAUUCGAACAGCAGCCAUCAAAGAACUGAAAGAGAAAAGGAAAACCGACCAAAGCAUCCAUGCACCGGACGCCGAUGACGCUUUUCAUGACGGUGUGAAUGUCCUCCCUGCGGUCAGUCAGUGGCACGAUCUCCUCCGGAAUUCCAUUCGAAAGUCAGACAGCAUUUCAGGAAGAAUCAUCGAUUUGAUAGAGGAGGGAAUGCUGGUUGGCGACGUCAAAAAGAGAUUCAAAGUGAAGGAGAUGCACCAAAAGCUGCGUGACGUUCUUUCAUCCGCCGAGGCCGACCACCAGGCGGCUCUAGAGUCGGCGGACCCCCACCAUGCCCUCAAGCGUCUAUCACCACAAAUGUUGAAGGUCCUUCUCAGUCUCGACAAGGAAUCCCCAGCCAGUCCUACCACGGCCGGCGAAGCCAGAUCGACGCCUCUCACAAAACAGGGCCCUGCCACAGGGCAGGGAGGGUCCCUGUCCGUGACCAAUCGAAACGACCGAGUGAGAAAGUCUGAGAGACUGGACAAGAACGUACGCGCCAAAGUAGCAUUCCGUGAGCAGGCACUCAUGUCUGAGCUCCGAAUCGAAGAAUCGAUAAUUGUAGGGGAUGAACAGGAAGCAAGCCACCAGGCUUCGGUGCCAGGUCAGAUCAACAAACCUGCUGGACAAAGAAAAGGGAAACAACCUACGACUCCUUCUAUCCGCAUCACGAACACAGUCACAGAAGCAACACCAAUUUUCCCGCCAGCAACAGAAAAUCAGCAAACGGAUACCAAACCGCCGCAGCUGCUCGUGGAGAAGCGACACAAGCCGCAGACUGGCAUGCCUGCUACUCCAAGCAUAUAUCGUGAGUAUGAUGAGCUUGAGAAACAGUACAGAAAGUUUUCUGUUAGGGUUGGACUGAGCAGUCCGGUCAAGGACCGACAAUUGGAAAAGCAUAUCCACAACCGAGAUAUAAAGUUUGUUGUUGACAAUGCCAGAACAAUGAGUGACAAGUGGGGGCAAGUUGAGAUAGUGCUUCUGGUACUUGCAAUGAAGAUAGGUCGACUGGACAAGGACGGCAUAGAUCUUGUUUACACCAUUGGCGAGCACGGAAAGCUAAAAAACGUCAAGGGAACGGAUAUUCACGGGAGGUUCAAAAAGUCUAUGGGAGAUGUCGGCAACAGCAUCAAUCAUACCGAUAGAACCAGUAUGCGACAGACACUCGGAACCAUCUUCUCCGAAUACUUGGAGAAUCCUGGCAAGAGGAUGACUUUGAUCAUUCUCACAGAUGGAGCAUGGGAAGGCUCACGGACAGAUAACGAUGUGGAACAACUAAUUGUUGACUUCGUCGGGAAACUCGAACAACAAAGAGGUUCAAUGGAACAAAGAUGGUUCAGCAUACAGUUUGUUUGGUUUGGCGAGGAAGACACCGCUGCCAUAUCCCGGUUGAAAAGUCUUGACGACAACAUGAAGGAACGCUUCCAUAUUGAAGAUAUCAUUGAUUCCAAACCGUGGUAUCAUGAACCAACCGACGAAUUAAUUCGCGGAAGUAUAGAGGAGGGCGUGGAUGAAGAGGAUGGGGCGACGGCGACUGGCCAUCAAGCCCCAAGUCUCCCAGGCUCAACUCUUGGACACAAUCUUGCUGAUAUUCAAAAAAGGCCUUCUUCGAGCUCGUUGAAGGGAAGCAUCAGCAGUAAAAAGAAAUUUCCGUUCUUCUAUAAAUAGAUAUACUACUAUCGUUGUGGAUGACACAAUACUUCACCAUUUGUUUUGAUAUUUUCCUGUUCUUGCAUGUAUAUGGCCUCGGCGUCAUGUUACCUAGGUAUGUGGGUGAGGUGAUUGUUAGGAUAAAAUAUAAAAAGAAAGGAAAAGCCCUUUUAUCACGAGAACGGAGAUUCAUAGGGUAAAAAAAG